Molecule: messenger RNA, 2832 nt
Organism: Manduca sexta (tobacco hornworm)
Lineage: Eukaryota; Metazoa; Arthropoda; Insecta; Lepidoptera; Sphingidae
Gene: SF1
Product: splicing factor 1
Exons: 15
Coding region: 200-2269 (689 amino acids)
Biological process (GO): regulation of mRNA splicing, via spliceosome
Cellular component (GO): nucleus
Molecular function (GO): zinc ion binding; mRNA binding
Source: RefSeq, a predicted model, not a curated record
CUGUCAAUUAUGCAAAGCCGCCAUUUUGUGUGAGUUGUUUCAUGUUUGUAUCGUGUCAAUUCUUACAGAACUCGCUAAUACUAUUUUAAAUACAAAAUUAUUUCAAUUGUUUUGCGUUAUAUUUAUCGCAUUUAAGUAUUUUCGUGGUAAUAUCACUGGCAGAGUAAAGUGUUGCAUUGAUUAUAGAGACUUGUACUAAAUGAGCUCAAGACAUCGAGAUCGUAGUCGUUCGCGGUCCCGUGAUCGUGACAGACAUAAGGAACGGGAUCGGGACCGCGAUAAGAACCGCGAGCGGGACCGCGAUAAGGAUAGGGAUCGGGAGAGGGACCGGGAGCGCGACCGAGAACGCGAUCGCGACCGAGAUCGCGACAGAGACAGGGACAGGCACCGCUCGUCCAAGAGAGAUAAGGAGCGCGAGCGCAGCCGCAGUCGCGAACGUCAUAAGGAAAAGCGGCGCACGCGUAGCCGAACGCGCAGCCGCAGUCGUGGACGCAAGUCCAAAGACAGGGAUGGCACCAUCGCGCUGCUGGACCAGAUGGUGGGCACUACGACGAAGGCGACAGCGCGGCAAGUGACCACCAACGGCGCCAUCAACCCCGCCACCCAGGCCGCGAUACUUGCCGCCGCUGCUGUUGCUCAGACAUAUGUUGCCCAGCGUCGCAUCGCAGCCCCGGUGCAGCCGGCGGCAGCGGCGGCGGCGGCGCUAUCUGCUGCCACGGCCAUCCCGCCGCCCACCUCCGUGCAGCAGAAGCUGGAGCAGCUGCAGGCGCGGCACCGCGACAAGGCGCCGCACCACUCGCCCGAGCACCACCCCGACGACGACACGGACGACGGCCAGGGCCCCGUCGGCGAGACCCCCGCCGAGAGACGCGCGCGCCGCCGCCGCACGCGCUGGAUGGGCUCCGAGCACGACAAGACCUUCAUCCCCGGCCUGCCCACCGUGCUGCCCUCCACGCUCACGCGCGACCAGGAGGAGCAGUAUCUAUUGCAGCUGCAGAUCGAGGAGGUGAGCCGCAAGCUGCGCUCCGGCGACCUCGGCAUCCCCGCCAACAUCGAGGAGAGGUCGCCGUCGCCGGAGCCGAUCUACUCGACGGACGGCAAGCGGCUGAACACCCGCGAGUACCGCACGCGCCGCAAGCUCGAGGAGGAGCGCCACCGCCUCGUGCAGCGCAUGAUGCAGGUCAACCCCGAGUUCAAGCCGCCGCCUGACUAUAAGCCACCGAUCAUCCGUGUCCACGAUAAGGUGAUGAUCCCUCAGGAGGAGCACCCUGACAUCAACUUCGUGGGGCUGCUCAUCGGACCACGUGGGAACACGCUAAAAGCGAUGGAGAAAGAGACCGGUGCUAAGAUAAUAAUCCGCGGCAAGGGUUCGGUGAAGGAGGGCAAGGUGGGCCGCAAGGACGGGCAGCCGCUGCCCGGCGAGGACGAGCCGCUGCACGCGUACAUCACCGCCACCAACGCAGACUGCGUCAAGAAGGCCGUCGAAAAGAUCAAGGAGGUGAUCCGUCAGGGCGUGGAAGUGCCGGAGGGGCAGAACGACUUGCGGCGCAUGCAGCUGCGCGAGCUGGCGCAGCUCAACGGCACGCUGCGCGAGAACGACGCCGUGCGCUGCGCCAACUGCUCCGCCACCGACCACAAGACGUGGCUGUGUCCCGACAAGCCGAACGUGACGGGCAGCAUCGUGUGUUCAUCGUGCGGCGGCGCGGGACACAUCGCCAGAGACUGCCGCGCCAGGCGGCCCGGACACGCAAGACCUGCCGACAAGGCUAAGAUCGACGAGGAGUACAUGUCUCUGAUGGCGGAGCUGGGCGAGGCGCCACCGACAGGCCCGGGCAGCGGAGCCGGCGGCGGGGGUGGCGGAGGGAAUAGCGCCAGACGGUUCACACCCUCACUGUUCGCCGCCAACCAGCCGCAGCGCGCCAUCAUGCCUGCGCCAGGCGCGCCGGGCUCGUUCGUGCCUCCGCCGCCGCCGCCCACCGCACACCCCGCACACGCCGCGCCCUGGCUCGGAGUCGGCGCAGGCGCACAGCCGCCGCCGCCGGGAGCGCCGCCGCCCGCCUUCCCACCGCCGCCGCCACCACACGCACAGCAUCAUCCGGGUGAUAAACUGUGUCCGCCUUCCAACGUGUCCAACAUGCCCCCGCCGCCUGGUGUGGUGGGCAUGGGCGCCGGCGGGUGGCGCGGGUUCAACCCGCCGCCGUGGGGCGCGCCGCCGCCGCCCGCCUUCCUCGCGCCGCCGCCGCCUCCGCCGCCCGUCUCCUCCGCGUAACGCGCAGGCGCCAGCCUCGAUAGGGCUUCAUCACGCCACAUGACAGAAUGACAAACUAUUUUUCAAAUCAAUUAUUAAAAAAACAACUUCUCGCUCCGCCAAUCGACCGUUCGUCCAUCGAAGAGUCGAAAAAUUCAAGUCAUAAACCUUAAUUUAAAAUUAUGCUAUUUGAAAAUUCUUUGGUGUUCUGUUCUAAGCCGGCAAGCGUCUGUGCUCAAAUGCCACGUGUACAUUAUAACACAAUUAUAUUAUUUUUUUGAUACCGAAAAUUACUGCUGAGAUGAAUACCUCAGGUGUUGUAUAAUUUGUUUUAGAUCCUACUGUGUCCGUGCGAUACAAACGUAAUGUUUUAAUGUCGCGUUAGUCAGUACUAUAAUAGUGGGUGGUUGGAUAGCUGGAUGGUUACAUAGUGAUUGUCACCCCGGAUGUUGGAUUACGUGAGUAAUGAUCAUAGGACCAUUAAAUGAAAUCUGACCUUUGUCACUAGUGACGCAAAUAUUACACUAAUUUUAUUAAUUAUAAAUAAAUAAAUAAGUUUAAUCUGAAUAAAUGAUAAUAUACCA